UUCUCUUCUCUGUUGCUAUGGACAUUGCAGCUACAACAUCCAGUCACAGGAUAGUCCUCAUCCUCAUUCCCCUAUAUAAAUAACCUGCCUUGGCACCAUUAAAGGACUCAUUUAACUUCUCGCACCAUAACCUUCUCCCAACUAUUACUCUCCUUCACAUUCACAACUUUAAUUAAUUCCCUUCUCUUGAACUAAACCUUUAAGCCGAAUUUUAUAGCUAAUUUCUUAGCGACGUACACUCUCUUCUUAUAUAUACAGCAUCGUCUUUUCUUCAAUUUCAGGCCACAAUGAGUUCACAAAGCAAUAUUGAAGAGGCAGAUGAUGUGGAGACGAAGAGGCAGGAAGAGAAAAAGAAGCAACAGAAAGUUCCAUUCUGGAAGCUAUUUGCUUUUGCUGAUUUUUACGACUGUCUGUUAAUGGGAUUGGGAUCUCUUGGUGCUUGUGUUCAUGGAGCUUCAGUCCCUGUCUUCUUCAUUUUCUUUGGAAAGUUGAUAAAUAUCAUUGGAAUGGCUUAUCUCUUUCCCAAAGAAGCUUCCCACAAAGUAGCCAAGUACUCAUUGGAUUUUGUAUAUCUCAGUGCGGUUAUAUUAUUCGCAUCGUGGAUAGAGGUGGCAUGUUGGAUGCAUACUGGAGAAAGACAGGCAGCGAAGAUGAGAAUGGCGUAUCUGAAAUCAAUGUUAAGUCAAGAUAUAAGUCUAUUCGAUACUGAAGCGUCAACUGGAGAGGUCAUAGCUGCUAUUACAAGUGAUAUUAUUGUUGUGCAAGAUGCCAUUUCUGAGAAGGUUGGAAACUUCAUGCACUAUGUAAGCCGGUUUCUUGGUGGAUUUAUUAUUGGGUUCGUUAGGAUAUGGCAAAUCAGUCUGGUGACGCUAUCUAUAGUCCCUUUAAUUGCACUUGCUGGUGGUAUCUAUGCAUAUAUAACAAUCGGCCUUAUUGCUAAAGUUCGUAAAUCUUAUGUCAAGGCCGGCCAAAUUGCUGAGGAGGUGAUCGGAAAUGUUAGAACAGUACAAGCAUUUGCAGGAGAAGAGAAGGCAGUGAGGUCAUAUGUAGACGCUCUUAGAAAUACGUACCAGUAUGGGAGAAAAGCAGGCCUGGCCAAGGGUCUCGGAUUGGGGACCCUGCACUGUGUCCUUUUCCUUUCAUGGGCAUUGCUUGUUUGGUACACUAGCAUAGUUGUCCACAAGAAUAUCGCCAAUGGUGCUGACUCUUUCACCACUAUGCUCAAUGUUGUCAUUUCUGGCCUGUCACUGGGAAUGGCUGCGCCAGAUGUUUCUUCAUUUCUCCGAGCCACAACAGCAGCCUACCCUAUUUUUGAGAUGAUAGAGAGGAACACAUUGAGUAAUACCAGCAAAAAAUCUAUCAAGAAACUAGAGAAAGUCGAUGGCCACAUUGAAUUCAAAGAUGUAUGUUUUGGGUACCCUUCUCGUCCUGAUGUAACAAUCUUCGACAAAUUCUGCUUAGAUAUCCCUUCUGGGAAGAUUGUAGCUCUUGUAGGAGGAAGUGGGUCUGGAAAGAGCACGGUAAUAUCUUUGAUCGAACGAUUCUAUGAGCCUUUAUUUGGGCAGAUACUGUUAGAUGGGAAUGAUAUUCGGGACCUUGACCUCAAGUGGCUUAGGAAGCAAAUAGGGCUAGUUAAUCAGGAGCCUGCUCUUUUUGCAGCAACUAUUAGAGAGAACAUUCUCUAUGGGAAAGAUGAUGCUACACUUGAGGAGAUUACACGUGCUGCUACACUUUCAGAAGCAAUGUCUUUUAUCAACAACCUCCCAGAUAGAUUUGAAACACAGGUUGGUGAGAGAGGAAUACAGUUAUCAGGUGGGCAAAAGCAAAGGAUUGCAUUAUCACGUGCUAUUGUGAAAAAUCCAUGCAUUCUUUUGCUUGAUGAAGCUACAAGUGCACUGGAUGCUGAAUCUGAGAAAAGUGUGCAAGAGGCUCUUGAUCGUGCGAUGCUCGGAAGAACUACUGUAGUUGUGGCUCAUCGGCUUUCUACAAUAAGGAAUGCUGAUGUCAUUGCGGUAGUUCAGGAAGGGAAGAUAGUAGAAAUCGGGAGCCACGAGGAGCUCAUUUCAAACCCUCAAAGUACCUACGCUUCACUCGUUCAUCUCCAGGAGGCAGCUUCCUCGGGAGGCCAUCCCUCACUCGGUCCUACCUUAGGACCACCACUCAGCAUGAAGUAUUCUCAAGACACAAGAUCAAGCUUUGGAGCAAGUUUUCGUUCUGACAAGGAUUCAAUUAGCCGGGCUGGUGCUGGUGCAUUGGAGCCCAUGAGGACAAAGAAUGUUUCAUUGAAAAGAUUGUAUUCAAUGGUUGGCCCUGAUUGGAUUUACGGUAUAGUUGGAACCAUUGGUGCAUUUGUUGCUGGAUCCCUGAUGCCGCUUUUCGCUCUUGGAGUCACUCAGGCUCUUGUAGCCUUUUACAUGGACUGGGACACGACUCGCCAUGAAGUCAAGAAGAUUGCGAUCCUGUUUUGUUGUGGUGCAGUAAUUAGUGUUAUAUUCUAUGGCAUCGAACAUCUCUCUUUUGGAAUCAUGGGAGAGCGACUCACUCUUCGUGUUAGAGAAAUGAUGUUCUCCGCCAUUUUGAGGAACGAGAUUGGUUGGUUUGAUGAUUUCAACAAUACAAGCUCUAUGCUCACAUCUCGUCUAGAGAGUGAUGCAACUUUGUUACGAACUAUAGUUGUUGAUCGCUCAACCGUUCUCUUGCACAAUGUUGGUUUGGUUGUCACAUCAUUUGUCAUCGCCUUCAUAUUGAACUGGAGGAUCACACUUGUUGUCAUAGCCACGUAUCCACUGAUCAUUAGUGGUCACAUAAGCGAGAAACUCUUCAUGAAGGGCUAUGGUGGCAACUUGAGCAAAGCAUAUCUAAAGGCUAACAUGCUAGCUGGUGAGGCUGUGAGUAACAUUCGCACUGUUGCUGCAUUUUGUGCUGAAGAAAAGAUACUUGACCUUUACGCCCGUGAGCUUGUAGAACCUUCCAAGAACUCAUUCACCCGUGGUCAGAUUGCUGGCAUAUUCUAUGGCAUAUGCCAGUUCUUCAUUUUCUCAUCUUAUGGGCUUGCUUUAUGGUACGGUUCUGUUCUGAUGGAGAAGGAGCUCGCUGGCUUUAAAUCUAUAAUGAAGUCAUUUAUGGUUUUGAUUGUAACAGCAUUAGCCAUGGGUGAAACUCUAGCGUUGGCCCCAGAUCUUCUGAAAGGGAACCAAAUGGCAGCAUCUGUCUUUGAGAUACUGGAUCGCAAGACACAGGUGAUGGGGGAUGUUGGAGAAGAGUUGAAAAAUGUGAAGGGUACAAUAGAGUUGAGAGGUGUCCAAUUUAGCUAUCCUUCAAGACCAGAUACAUUGAUUUUCAUGGACUUUGAUCUAAGAGUGCGUUCAGGCAAGAGCAUGGCUUUGGUGGGACAAAGUGGUUCUGGUAAAAGCUCUGUCCUUUCUCUGAUACUUCGAUUCUACGAUCCAACAGCAGGAAAAGUGAUGAUUGAUGGCAUAGAUAUCAGGAAACUCAAGGUGAAAUCUCUUCGAAAGCACAUAGGCCUAGUCCAACAAGAGCCAGCUCUCUUUGCCACAACGAUCUAUGAAAACAUAUUGUAUGGAAAAGAAGGAGCCUCUGAAACAGAAUUAAUUGAAGCGGCUAAGCUUGCCAAUGCUCAUGGUUUCAUUAGUUCUCUUCCUGAGGGUUACUCGACCAAAGUUGGUGAACGAGGGGUGCAAUUAUCAGGUGGCCAAAAGCAAAGGGUGGCCAUUGCCCGAGCCGUCCUAAAAAAUCCAGAAAUAUUGCUACUUGAUGAAGCCACUAGUGCUCUAGAUGUGGAGUCUGAGCGUAUUGUGCAACAAGCUCUGGACAGAUUGAUGAGGAACCGAACAACAGUCAUGGUGGCACAUAGGCUAUCGACUAUAAAGGAUGCAGACCAAAUAUCAGUUAUACAAGGGGGGAAAAUAAUAGAGCAAGGGACUCAUUCUAGUCUUAUAGAAAACAAAGACGGGUCAUAUUUCAAGUUGUUUCGUCUUCAGCAACAACAAGGACUUGAACAGAAUCAUGACAACAAUGAACAUAUAUAGAUUAUGAUGAACAUUUCUGCAGGAGCUUUCUUCUCAGAUGUAUCGUGUAUGGUUUCGUUUCUUUUCCUUUUCGCCCCACAGGGUAUGUAUUUUCGGGUUUGAUGUGAAUUGCUUUUUUUUCACUAUGUGAAAAUAACAUAAUAUAUAAUAAUAAUAACACAUGAAUGAGCAUGCUGUACACUAGAAAA
Messenger RNA from Populus trichocarpa (black cottonwood), 4237 nucleotides. Its product is annotated as ABC transporter B family member 2. Bases 288 to 4049 code for a protein of 1253 amino acids. Gene Ontology annotation, cellular component: membrane. Lineage: Eukaryota; Viridiplantae; Streptophyta; Magnoliopsida; Malpighiales; Salicaceae. The transcript is spliced from 12 exons. Gene Ontology annotation, biological process: transmembrane transport. The record is from RefSeq and is a predicted model, not a curated record. Gene Ontology annotation, molecular function: ATP hydrolysis activity; ABC-type transporter activity; ATP binding.